Haemonchus placei is the source of this 210-nucleotide messenger RNA. The record is from the annotation of a GenBank genome assembly. NCBI's taxonomy places the organism in Eukaryota, Metazoa, Nematoda, Chromadorea, Rhabditida, Trichostrongylidae.
AUGAAGGGAGCUCCACAAACUGCUGUCAUCAGUAUAAAAGGCAUGACUUGUCAUGCUUGUGUGAACAACAUUCAGGACAACAUGAAAAAUCGCCCCGGUAUUCGUUCUUGCAAGGUUUCACUUGAAGAUGCUGAAGGUGUUGUCGUCUUUGACCCUUCACUUUGGACUGGAGCGAGCGUGGCUGAAGGUAUUGACGAUAUGGGUUUUGAA